AUGUCACCUGAAACCUAUGAUACUAGUGCAACUACGCCAAACGAUGUAAAUAGCUCCAAUAAAAUCGUGCUCGCCAGAACAACAAAAAUUGUUACUUCUGUUUCUGCACUUAUUGUUGGUGCAAUUAUAUACGGCGUCACUAUCCUGGAGAGAAUGUUAACCAUUCUCAGGUUAAAGGAGGGCCUGGAUCGGCUUUAUCGUUUUCGUCUUCUUCAAUUUGCGGCAAACAAACCAAAGAUUACAGCAAGAUUCAAGGAUUCUGAGGCUAUCAAUUGUCAUCGUCAAGAUCAUAGGAUUGCGGCUGUAGAGUUAUUUAAGGGAAGCACAAGACUCGAUCGUCGUUACGUUGUGCAAAUAUGCUGA
Vicia faba (fava bean) is the source of this 363-nucleotide messenger RNA. Lineage: Eukaryota; Viridiplantae; Streptophyta; Magnoliopsida; Fabales; Fabaceae. The record is from the annotation of a GenBank genome assembly.